Molecule: messenger RNA, 1249 nt
Organism: Anopheles aquasalis
Lineage: Eukaryota; Metazoa; Arthropoda; Insecta; Diptera; Culicidae
Biological process (GO): regulation of transcription by RNA polymerase II
Cellular component (GO): transcription regulator complex; nucleus
Source: RefSeq, a predicted model, not a curated record
CGGGGAUACAUGAAGCGUAAACUCAGAAUGUAAUGCCAAAAAGAUUACAUUUGCCGUUUACACGGUGUAAAAAAGAUUAUAGGUCCACGGAGCAUAAAUCCUAGCGUAAACGCUGUUUGCAAGCGUAAACACGGCUGUCAAACGGUUUGUUUACAUACACAGAAUUACUUCGUGCGAAUCACAUACGAUGGAUUCCACAAAACCAAAGCACAAAUACGAAAAGAUGAACCCUGAGCAAUCAAUCAAAUUGAUUGAGGCUGUACAAAAGAUCCCAUGGCUAUGGAAGAAAGGAAACAAAGAUUAUAACAACAUCAAUAGACAAGAACAAGCAUGGAUUAUAAUAGCAGAAGAGUUAUUGAUCACCGUGGACGAUGCUAAACGCCAGUGGAAGGUCCUGCUGGCUAACUUUCGUGUAUAUAAGGCGAAAGUGAAGAAAAGCCAGGUGACUGGGUCAGGACGCGACGAAAUUUAUAAACCACGUUGGUUCGCCUACGAGUCAAUGCUGUUCAUAAGCGAGUCUUCGGAUGUGGUGAAAAUAGUUGGUGGUGGAUAGUUUGCUAUGUGAUUACGUAUUGAUGCAAGCCGUUCGGACGGUCUAUGGGCAACCGCUACUAAGCUUCGCAACGGCAUUUCUGAUUCACGAUCCAAAUUUCUAGCUAGCGUGGGUUCUGAACGUGCUGGCAUUCUUGUUCGAAGAAAAUUAUGUAGAUAUACCGCUGCAAUGAUGGCUCUUCGAGCUACAUCUGUCGAUACAUAAAUUGGCCUUUUAACUAAUUUGAAGCGGCUCGUAAAGAUACCAAAGGUAUCUUCUACCUGCAUUCGAGCUCGUGAAUGUCGGUAAUUGAAGUUUCUUUCAAUAGAUCUUAGACGUUGUCCUCCAUAGCGACGUAUGCAAUAAUCUGCGAAUGCAAAAGCUUUGUCUCCUAAUAUAAAGUAGGGUACUUCUAUAGUGUAUGGAAUUUUAAGUGGUCCUGCUUCGGGAAUAUCCAACGUCUUAGUUUGUAGCAUACGAUACAGAUUAGAAUUUUUAAAAAUUCCACCGUCGGAAAUGCUACCCUGGCCUCCAACGUCUACGUAAUGAAAUUUAUAGUCCGCAUCAACUAAGGCUAACAAAACCAUGCUGUUGAACUGCUUGUAGUUGAAGUAGGUGGAACCGGCAUUUGUUGGGGCUACAAUAGAUAUAUGCUUCCCAUCUAUAGCACCGAUUGCAUGUGGCAACCCCACUGUUGCUUCCGAACUCUUCUGAAAU